UGCAAUCGUCAAUCAGCACUCUGAAGAAUAAACUAUGCAGCAACUUUGGAGCAAGAACUGAAAAAGAAAGAAUAUGGGAACAAAAAUUCCCAUCAAACCCAAUUCCAAUUUCAAUCACACCCUUUUUCAUUCUCUCUCCUCAACAAAAAUUCCGAUCAAACCCAAUUCCAAUUUCAAUUCUUUCAACAAUCUCCAAACUUGUUCACCCUAUUCUCAUCUCCCCAAUCUCAGUAACACAGUCAUGUCUCAAUCCCCACUUCAAUCUUCAAUUAUUCCUCUAAGCUCCAGCAAAAUCGAUUCAUUUGAAACCCAACAACAAAUUUCUGGAAAACCCAUCUUUAACCCUCAUGAUAUUAACACCAAUUUGCUUCAGAAAUUGGUUUAUGAUGCCCUGGUUUGGUCUUCUCUUCAUGGGCUUGUCGUUGGUGAUAGAACUGUUCAGAAAUCAGGGACAGUUCCUGGGGUUGGUAUUAUUCAUGCCCCAUUUGCUCUUUUACCUGUCUCAUUUCCAGAGGAUUACUUCAGGCAAGCAUGUGAAUUAGCUCCUAUUUUCAAUGAACUUUUUGAUCGUGUCAGCUUGGAUGCAAAGUUUCUCCAAGAUUCAUUAUCGAGAACCGGAAAAGUGGAUACUUUCACUUCGAGACUGUUAGAUAUUCAUUCCAAAAUGAUAGACAUCAAUAAGAAGGAGGAAAUACGCUUGGGCUUACAUCGUUCGGAUUACAUGCUUGAUGCACAAACAAAAUCACUUCUUCAAAUAGAGUUCAACACAAUCUCAUCUUCAUUUUCUGGGCUUACAUGUCUUGUCAGUGAACUUCACAGGAACUUGAUCGAUCUCUAUGGAAGUCAGCUUCAAUUGGACUCCAGAAAGGUCCCUGAAAACCCUUCUGUUCAUCAGUUUGCGAAGGCAUUAGCUGAAGCAUGGCGAGAGUACAAUAAUCCUAGGGCUGUUGCCCUAGUUGUGGUUCAAGCUGAGGAACGCAACAUGUACGACCAGCAUUGGCUUUCUGCUGUAUUGAGAGAGAAACAUGGUGUUACAUCUAUCAGGAAGACAUUAGCAGAAAUUGAGGCAGAGGGUGAGAUACUGCAUGACGGGACACUUGUUGUAGAUGGGGAAGCAGUUGCAGUGGUGUAUUUUAGAGCUGGUUAUGCACCAACUGAUUAUCCUUCAGAGUUGGAAUGGAGAGCUAGGCUAUUAAUAGAGCAGUCAUCUGCCGUGAAGUGUCCUUCAAUUGCAUACCAUUUAGCAGGUACCAAGAAGAUCCAGCAGGAGCUUGCAAAACCCAAUGUGCUUGAAAGGUUCCUUGAUGACAAAGAAGACAUUGCCAAACUUAGAAAAUGCUUUGCAGGUCUGUGGAGCUUAGAUGAUACUGAAGUUAUUACUGAUGCAAUUGAAAAACCUGAGUUAUACGUGAUGAAACCACAGAGAGAAGGCGGAGGCUACAACACUUAUGGGGAUGAGGUGAGGGAAGCACUGCUAAGAAUACAGAAGGGGGGAUCGCAGGAAGAUGCUGCAUACAUUCUCAUGCAAAGGAUUUUCCCUACUGUUUUUCCAUCACUUCUGGUACGAGAAGGCAUUUGUCACAAAGAUCAUGCCAUUUCAGAGUUGGGAAUAUAUGGAGCUUAUUUGAGAAACAAAGAGAAGAUUAUCAUGAAUGAGCAAUGUGGUUACUUGAUGCGGACAAAGGUUUCUUCAUCAGAUGAAGGUGGGGUUGCAGCUGGUUUUGCGGUGUUGGACAGUUUGUAUUUAAGUUGAUAGUUUACAUGUAAAAACUACUCUAUGAUAACUGAAGUUUGACAUAAACAGAAACAUUGGUUUUAUAUUCAGCUUGACCCUAAAGGGAGAAACAGGCUUGUGGUUCUGAAUAGAGGAAUAACUGUAUUGUGUAAUGCAAAGAGAGACAGUGUCUGUUUAAUGCAGCAGAGGAACGUCAAAUAAUUUUGAAAAUUUUCUGUUCCUGAUC
This is a messenger RNA of Spinacia oleracea (spinach), 1961 nucleotides long. Its product is annotated as glutathione synthetase, chloroplastic. Bases 74 to 1753 code for a protein of 559 amino acids. Gene Ontology annotation, molecular function: glutathione synthase activity; ATP binding; glutathione binding. NCBI's taxonomy places the organism in Eukaryota, Viridiplantae, Streptophyta, Magnoliopsida, Caryophyllales, Amaranthaceae. The record is from RefSeq and is a predicted model, not a curated record. The transcript has 12 exons. Gene Ontology annotation, biological process: glutathione biosynthetic process. Gene Ontology annotation, cellular component: cytosol.